AUGAUCGAUCUCGGGCUCGCCCGAGUCGGGCGCCUCGUCCAACAUACACCACAAACCUGGAAAGCCAUCCACGUGGCCGGCACGAACGGCAAGGGCUCCAUCUGCGCCUAUCUCUCGGCCAUGCUCUCGGCCAGCGGCCUCUCCCACGCGCAGUUCACCUCCCCCCACCUGGUCGACCGCUGGGACUGCAUCGCGGUAGACGGCCAGCCCGUGUCGGAGGCGGUGUUCCGAGACGCGGAGGAUACGGUCAAGCAGCGGGACCGGGACGGGCGGGUCGGCGCGACGGAGUUUGAGCUGCUGACGGCGACGGCGUUUGAGAUCUUUCAUCGGCAAAAGGUGGAAUAUGGCGUGGUUGAGGUCGGGCUGGGCGGCAAGCUAGACGCGACCAAUGUGCUUCAACAGAAGGCGGUCACGGUGAUUGCUAAGAUUGGGCUUGAUCACCAGGCGUUUCUCGGCAACACGAUCCAGGAGAUUGCGCUGCAGAAGGCUGGGAUUGUGCGGCCUGGCGUCCCUUGUGUGGUGGACUCCAGUAACGAGCCCUCCGUUCUGAAAGUGAUUGAGGAACAUGCGCGAGAGGUCGGGUCCAAGGUUCAGUUCCCGGAUACGGCAGCCGUUGAGGACGCGGUGGCCGGGGAAAAACUUCAGUUUGAGCCACAUCAGAUACAGAAUCUGGCCUGCGCGUACACAGCGUUUGGUCUGGCGUGCCCUGAACAGCAACGCCCGCUCGCUAGCUUCCUCUCCGCCAUCCAGCAGAAGCCACGGCCGGGCCGGUUACAGAAACUAAACAUUGAAAAGGUCACCGGUCAGCCCCGGGAAGUACUCCUUGACGGCGCGCACAACCCGCAGUCGGCCGAGGUCCUGGCCCAGUAUGUUGACAAGCAUCUGCGUUCGGACGCCAACAAGCCUGUGACAUGGGUCCUGGCGGCCACCCAGGGUAAAGACAUGGACGGCAUCUUCAGUCUCUUACUCCGGCCGGGUGACCAGGUCGCUGCUGUCCGGUUUGAACCCGUCGAUGGGAUGCCUUGGGUCAAGCCCACGGACCCCGCAGAACUGCUACAGCUCGCCGCACGGCAUGGUGCAGAGGCAAAGACGUUGUACGAUGCAGGACAUGAUGUGAAAGGCGCCUUGGCCUGGGCUUCCCAGGCAGCCGCAGACGGGCCAGGAGGACCGACGGCUGGGAAAGAUGUGGAUGAAUGGCUUAUUGAGGAUUACAAAAAGGACGAAACGGGGACGUUUAUGCAACACAUUGCUGCGGGCGUAGACCUCUUGCUAGAGGAUGAGCAGGCGGUCUUGGUGUUUUCCGGCGGACCAACCCGCCGCGAGCUCAACCUCUCCGAAGCCCGCAGCUACUACAACCUCGCGCUCGCCAACCACCCAGCUGUCUCCCGUUUCCCUCCUCCUCCUCUAACCCACACCAACCCCUCGGAUAACAACACCACCACCACCAACCGCAUCCUCCUCGAAGAACGCGCCCUCGACUCCUACCACAACAUCCUCUUCUCCCUCCUCCUCUUUUGGCACCACCACUCCCACUGGCCGCGCCAUCUGACCCUUGUCAGCCACGCUUUCAAACGUGACCGCCUCGUCGAGGGCCAUUGUGCUGCGAUUGGGUUCCCGCUGGAUAGGGUCCGGUUUGUGGGGAUUAAUCCGCCUGUGAAGGAGGUGAAGAAGCAGGCGGUGUUGGGUGCGCAGUUGGCGCUGGGACAGUGGGAGGCGGAUCCGCAUGGGGUUGGGUUGGAGUUGAGUGGGAAGAGGAAGGGGAGGAAUGUGUGGGGGGUGGAUCAGCGGUUGUUUGGGGGGAGGAGUGAGGAGGAGAGGGAGAGGAGUGGGGUGGUGGUGAGGGUUUUGGGGGAGGGGGAGGAUGGGUUGGAGCCUGGGGGGGUUAGGCCUUGGGUGUAA
Molecule: messenger RNA, 1899 nt
Organism: Dichotomopilus funicola
Lineage: Eukaryota; Fungi; Ascomycota; Sordariomycetes; Sordariales; Chaetomiaceae
Product: Mur ligase
Exons: 4
Coding region: 1-1899 (632 amino acids)
Biological process (GO): folic acid-containing compound biosynthetic process
Cellular component (GO): mitochondrion; cytosol; cytoplasm
Molecular function (GO): ATP binding; dihydrofolate synthase activity; tetrahydrofolylpolyglutamate synthase activity
Source: RefSeq, a predicted model, not a curated record